Molecule: messenger RNA, 1314 nt
Organism: Drosophila bipectinata
Lineage: Eukaryota; Metazoa; Arthropoda; Insecta; Diptera; Drosophilidae
Gene: Syx13
Product: syntaxin 13
Biological process (GO): vesicle fusion; vesicle-mediated transport; intracellular protein transport
Cellular component (GO): synaptic vesicle; membrane; SNARE complex
Molecular function (GO): SNAP receptor activity; SNARE binding
Source: RefSeq, a predicted model, not a curated record
CCUUACAAUCGAUAACUAGCCCCAACAUCGAUAAACGCUCUCUUCGGCCCAACAGCUGCGGUCACACUUGGAGACCUCUGCUGCUGCUGCUGCGAAAGAAUUAUCAUUCAUUGUGUUUUGCGUAGUGAAAGGCUUUGUCCGUUGACAUUGGCACUCGCACCCAAAAGAAUUCACUGCAAACCCAGCCACAGUCAUCGCCAUCAAACCACCCAUUCACUCAGUUAAAGUCAAAGUCACAGCAGUGUCGCAGCAGCAGUCGUCGUCAUGUCCCAGGCUUUGAACAAUCCCGCUGGAGGCGGAGGACCGCGUCGCGACUAUGGAGCCACAGCGGAGAACACCACCCCGGAGGUGAGCUUUGCGUCUGCAGGCGGCUCCUCGGGAUUCAGCCCCACAGAGUUUAUGACCCUCAGCGAAGAUAUCGGACACAACAUCACCGCGGUUCACAGCAGCAGCAAGCAACUGGAGAAGCAACUAAAGCUGAUCAACACGCCGCGAGAGCAAGCGGCUCUGCGCGAAAAGGUGCACUCCAUCAACAUGAAGACCAAUGCCCGGAUUCAGACCACCAGUCAGGACUUGCAGCGGCUGCAGGCUGUCGUCCGGCACGGUGAUAAACAGCAGAGGCUGCAGUUGGAGAAGUUGACGCAAGAGUUUCAAGGCGUGGUCGAAAAGUAUUCCAGCACACAGAAGCGCAUAUCCACCGCCAUGCGCCAGACCCUGCGGCAAGCCCAGGAGUCCGAGCACGAGUCUGAGGCAUUGGCUCGCGAGGAGCUGCUCCAACAGCAGCGUUUGGAGGAAGCCGGACUGCAGCAGGAGCAUGACUUGCUGGUGGAACGGCAGCGCCAGGUCGAGCAAAUCGAAUCGGAUAUCAUCGAUGUGAACCAGAUAAUGACAAAGUUGAGUGGGUUGGUGCAUGAGCAGGGUGAACAGUUGGACUUCAUCGAGAAUACCAUUGAGAGGACGGCCACCAACGUGGAGGAGGGAGCCUCAGAGUUGGCCAAGGCGGCCAGGAGUCGCCAGAGCUAUAGGUGCAAGAUCCUGAUACUUCUGGUGAUUGCUGUGAUAAUAGGCUUAGUUGUAACUGGCAUUAUUGUUGCCAAACUGAACAGUUAAUUGUUUUAUUUAUAUAUAUACAUACGUACAUACAUACCACUCGGAAACAUACACCCCCACAUACACACACACAUGCAUACAUUUUUGUAAAACAAUUUUUUUAAAGAACAAAAUUGAAACGUUGAAGAACUCUGUUUAAUCACCAAGUGAGCAAAGACAACAAGUAGUGAAAAAAAGCUAAAUAAACUAACAAAAUAAAAAAUA